AUGGUGAAGAAGGUUCUACUAUUGAGCUCGAAAGCAGGGCGCGAAGAGAAUCUCCUGAACCAAGUGCGAGAGCUCUUCUCAACGAUCCUCCAGUUCCGCGAAGCCACAGACGACUUCUACAACUUCUGUCUCUCCGAAUCGGCGCGUCGCGAUGCGGCGAGAGAUUACGAAAGGGGCAUCUACACCGGCGCCGUGCGGGACAGCCGGCCAGAGGCGCUGCCCGACAUCCUGGCGCGCAUACACGAAUACGGCUCCUCGUUUUCCGAGCGGGUACAAGCGAUCGUGCUGGGCCUGCAGAGUCACUCGGACCUCGACUGCCGCUUCCUCGGCGUGCGGCUCUCCUUCUCGGACUUUUACAGGUCGCGCCGCGAGCAGGCGCAGUCGAAGGCUUGA
Messenger RNA from Phanerochaete carnosa HHB-10118-sp, 393 nucleotides. RefSeq lists its product as uncharacterized. The coding region runs from base 1 to 393 and encodes 130 amino acids. The transcript has 3 exons. Gene Ontology annotation, molecular function: gamma-tubulin binding. The record is from RefSeq and is a predicted model, not a curated record. Lineage: Eukaryota; Fungi; Basidiomycota; Agaricomycetes; Polyporales; Phanerochaetaceae.